This is a messenger RNA of Notolabrus celidotus (New Zealand spotty), 9927 nucleotides long. Its product is annotated as proline-rich protein 12-like. Lineage: Eukaryota; Metazoa; Chordata; Actinopteri; Labriformes; Labridae. The record is from RefSeq and is a predicted model, not a curated record.
AGGGGGAGAGGGAGGACGGACAGCGGCCAGCCGCCUUCAAAAAUGGCGUCUCCGGAGGAAAAUGAGAAAAAAUAUUAAAACGCGGCCUGCUUUCUUUACACUUCCUACAUCGGUUGUUAUCCUUUUUUUACCUUCUCUCACAGCAAUUUCGUAUGCAGGCAAACCCGUCGUCGCUUUAACUUGAAUAGCUAAAGAAAGAGGAUAAAUUCGGAGCAUAUAGGGAAAUAAAAGCAUCACUGUUUUAUUUUUGAUGCGACGUUACUGACAGCUAGCAUCUGCUGCUAGCCCACAGCUCUGCUCCGGAGGGGGGUGGGAACGAUUUGCAUGCAAAGGGAGGAAGAAAAAACAGAUUUCGGAAUUGGGGAUUUCUUUGCUCGUCCAAGGAGAAUGGUUGUUACCAACGUGGCCCGUCGUUUGCAAUCUUUUCUGUUGCUAGCAGCGUAUAGCAAAGACUAGCCCGAAGAAAGGGGAGGAGAGACGGUGAAAAGGACGCAUUCAAAUCAAAUGUUAUCAGCAAUUCGUCCAUCAGCGGCCAAAUCCGAGGCAUCUUCAUCAUGACCGGGACUGAUUGUGGACUAAAUCGGCAUUCGGGGGAAUGAUAAACGUGAAAGGAACAGGAAAAGGAGAAAGACUGGCUUUUUUUGGAGGUGGUUGGAUUAUAACCCCGUAGACCCCCCUCUUUUUUCAUCCAGCUUUCUCCUCCUCCCCUCCAUUUCUCUUUCAAUAUGCUGUUUUCCACUCCUGAGGACUUGCUUAUGAAACCGGGGAAAAUAGCCUGAAACCGAGAACUGGAAAGACUGGGUUUUUUUUUUACCCAUAAUCUGCCCGUUGCUUUCGUCCUCAUCGCACACAUUGUACUGCACCUAAAUGGAUAGGAAUUACCCGGGAACAGGGUUUGGUGAUUUGGGCGCAGGAGCAGGAUGGAGUUACGAGAGAUCGGCAAAAGCAAGUCUUGUAUACGGCAGUUCCAGAUCAUCCCACCCGGAGUCUGAGCUCCUUCACAGACAAGCCUACGCCACCCCACACCCUCUGCAGGGCUAUGCCACCAAUCACCACCCAGGGAGCUCUGGCCAAGGCGGGGCUUGGGGAGCAGCUGGACGAGGUUUGGGUUUGUCGGGGCUCUUUGACACUGGCCUGCACCAUGCCAGCCCCUCUGCCCCAGAUGCCUCCGUUAUGAAUCUGAUCUCAGCCCUAGAGUCCCGGGGUCCCCAGCCUCCGCCCUCUGCUUCCUCCCUGCUCUCCCAGUUCCGCACACCAUCCUGGCAGACAGCGAUGCACACGCCUGCUCCACCUGAGCUAUUCAUCUCCGGGGCCCUUCCUGGCUCUGGCUCCUUCCCCUCAUCCUCAGCUCUCUCAGCCUAUCAGCAUCCGGCAUCCUUCUCCAGCCGCUCUUUCCCUGCCACCUCCCUUACCCUCCAGGACACCCCCACAUUUAGCCCAACAUCCAAUGGCCUACUCUCCCCACAUGAUCCUUUACUUCACAUUAGCCCCUCCCAGUCGAGCCUUGGUUUUGAUAGACUCCUGUCCUCGCAGGGUGCUGCCGCAGCUGCCUAUAGGGGUAGCCAGGAUCCAACGAGUGCCACAUCAGCCCAGGCCUCCUCUGCCAGGCACCUGCAGUCGCACCAGUUCAACCUGCUAUCGUCGCAGCUCCAGGACCAGUCAUCACAGCUGUACAAUGCAUCAGUUUUUUCUUCAGCACAGACCCAACCACAGUCCCAGUCCCAGUCCAAUUCGGCUCAGGAAAGGGCGGUACCUCGGCAGGACAGCGUCAUCAAGCACUACCAGCGGCCCACGCCUGCUCAAUCUCAGCUCUCGUCCUCUGCUGCCCACUCCCUUCAGCACUACCUCAGCUGUGGAGGAGCCGGGGUACCACAGAUUGCCACCCACCACAGGCACGCUGGUCUUUCUUGCAGCCCACUGGGGGACCAGAGCCCCUCAUCUGACCACACACCCUCAUCGACUGAACAUUAUCGGCCAAUCAUCCAGCCUCCCUAUUCUUCCUCCUCCUCCUCCUCCUCUUCUUCCUCAGCUGGGAAAGGUACCAAAAGCAGCUCCAGCAGUGGCUAUUCUUCUGCCAGCUCAGCUUCAUCCUCAAGAACUCCUCACACCCCCCCUUCUGCUUCCUCUACCUCUUCCUCCUCCUCCUCCUCAUCCGCCGCUUCUGGGGCUCAUCCCUCCAACUCAAUUCCAACUUCCAGCUCCAGCUCAGCCCCCUCCAGACAGCAGCCCCCUACUCAGCCUGCACCUCCUCCAGCCCCUCAGCAGCAGCAGCCCCCUGCGACCUCCUCCUCAGCUCCCCAGCGCUCCCCAAAUCCUGUCCUCUCAGGCUACGGUUCUCCUGUGCCUCCUGUAAAGACUCCCACUUCUGCUCUUACUGGUCAAACCCCUCCCCAGCAACAGACACAGUCAUAUUCCCCCAACCAGCCCACCUCCCAUCUGGCUCAGUCCUACGGAGGCUUCAGCUCACCACAAGCCCAGGAUCUGAGCUCUGGUACUGGAGGGAAAGGCUAUGGAAGUCUAGGCAGGAGUCAGUCUUACUCCACUGAUAUCUAUGGUUCUGACUCUGCUUAUGGAUCACUUCCAUCUUCUCUGGGAGGAGCAGGAAGCCCAUCACUUGGCUAUGGAGCCCCUGGCCACUCCCCUGCCCUUUUAAGGUCAAGUGGUUCAUCAGGAAGUGGAGCAUCAGGGGGUGGAAGCAGUGGCGGCACAGGAAGUGGAAACUCUGGCUCAGGAGGAACAGGAAAUAGCAUGACCAAUGAGAGAGGUGGAGGUGGUAGUGGUGGAGGGUCUUAUCAUAUCCCUGACUCUAGCCCCUCUCCAUCUGGCAACUCAGGCAUCAUCCGUCCAGGGUUGCACUCCCCAGUGCCCACCUGUCCCACACAAUCUCCAGGCGGUGCAGGCUCUAAUAAAUACAUCUCAUCAGUCCUGUCCCCAAUUGCCUCCCCGCAAGGUUACCCAGAUACCCGGAACCCCAGCUCCCAAACUCAGCCGUAUCACUCCUCUUCCUCCAAAUCAAAGGCAGACACUUCCAUGCUCGGAGUGGGUUCCCAGAGAUCACAAGAGGAAGUAGAUGAUGACGAUGAAUUCUUGAUUCAGCAUCUGCUGCAGGCCCAAGCAAGUCCUGGACCCCAAGCUGCUCAUCACCAUCCUCAGCAACAACAACCCCAACAGGCAUCUCAACAAUCCCAGCCUCAGCCCCAGUCAGUGCCUCCUACCACUGAUUCAAGUAAAGGGCUGGCCUAUGACAUGGGUAAGACCUCCGAGGAGAGAUACCCCCAGAGUGUCAUACGUACCCACAGUGCCACGUCGUCUGCUGGAGUUGGCAAUGCAGGGUCUGGAGGGUCGAUUUCAGGGCUCGAGAACCAGCUGGAGAUGUCGCUAAAGAAACAGCAACAACAUCAACACCAUCACCAACAACAGCAGCAGCAGCAACAGCAGCAGCAAAGGAAUGAGCGGUCUGUUGGAAGCAGCAGGAGCAGUGGAGGGAGAGGCAGUGCCGAGCAAGUGCACCCUCACCUCCAUCACCAUGACAACCUAGGAUCGGUAGUCCAUUAUGGGCGGGGUGACCCGUACAGCCAACACUCUCUUGCUGCCCAGCACUCGUCACACAGUCAGCUCGUGUCCUCACACUCACAGUUACCGUCCGUCAGCCAAAUGGAGCUCCAGAAGAAGCAACAGGAACGCGCUGAAAUUCCUUAUCCAAGGAAAACCCCAGAAGUACAGCAACAACAUUCUCAGUCUCAAGCUGCUGCCUCCCUCAUGGACUCACCCACUGAUCAAUCGCGUCAGCCCCCGCACCUGCUCCAAUCGGUGUUGUCCCACACCACCCGGAACAAGCUGGAUCCCCAUCAACAGCAUCAACAACAGCACCACAAGAUGGACUCCCAUCGGCAACACCAACCCCAUCUCAAAAUGGACUCCCACCAACCACUUCAGCAGCACCAGAAGAUGGAUUCUCAUCAGCAUCAGCAGCAUCACAAGAUCGAUUCUCAUUCUCAACACCAACAGCACCAUAAAAUGGACUCGCAUCCCCAGCAACAGCACUCCAUUAGCCAACAAGCUGUGAUGGAGAGUGCUGGUGGGACACUUGGCUCGAGUAAACAUCAGGCUCCGUCACAGUCCCAAACAACCCAACUCCAGCUCCAACUCCAAUCCCAGGCCUUGGAGGUCGCAGCAGCCCACUACAACCAUGGCCCACCUCCACAUCAGCAUGAGCAGAGCCAGGUCAAACAAAGCUCAGUGGUGUCUUCUUUGGAUAUGCUGGAGCGCUCCCUUUCUCAGACAUCCAGUACUGACGUAUCUGUUUCAGAAGAUCGACGCGGUGGUGCAGGCAGUGGGGGGAGGAGCGGUGGUAGUGGGGAACGGCAUCGGCAGCAGGAGCAGCAGCAGCAGCAGAGGCAGCACCCGUCUCACCACCACUCGCAGCACUCUGCCUCUGAACUCCACUCCUUCCUCUCUGAGCCAGACAUCGGCUUAUCCACUCCAUCUCACAUGCACCAUCUUUCUCAGCACCACUCGCAGCAGCAACAGCAUCCUAACUCUCAACACCAACAAAGCCACUCCCACCACCCUCACACACAACCCCACCCUCACCACAUACCCCCACAAUCUGCCCAAUCAGCCCACUCUCAGCCUCAGCCUGACCCACAGCAGCCCCUCCCCAGCCAGCUCACCCCCCAACAGAGCCAGAUGGACCAGCAGCGCUCAGAGCAGCACCAGUUUGACACUGUCAGCCCAGUUGAGAAGGCGGACCAGAGUCAGCAAAGUAAUCGCUUUGUGCCCCUUACUUCCAUCUGCUUCCCAGACUCCCUCCUGCAGGAUGAGGAUCGCUCUUUUUUCCCAGGAAUGGAGGACAUGUUUUGUGCUGAGGAUUACAAGUCAAGCUGUGCAGGAGGUGCAGGACCAGGGCAGGAGGAGAUGAAUGAAAGCCACACUGGGCAAGAGGGAAUGGAUUCAAUGAAAGCUGGACAGAAUGCAGGUGGAGCAGGGGGAAGUAGCGGGGCCAGCUACGAUAUGAUGGGUCACCAUGGUGGAGAUCAGGGGUAUGAACCAUACUGUCAUGGUUUGGAAGAACCCAGCAACAACACCAUGACUCUGGAUCUGGACUCCCUUAAAACCCAUGAGCUCCCUUCCACCGUAAACACUGAGCAACUGGGAUUGAUACAGUCCCAGGGCCCAGCCAUGGGAAUGGGCCCCAAUGCCGCUGGUCCCAACAACCCUGGAGCCAAGCUUUCCUCUGGGCCUGGAGGACCUAGCGCAGGAGCAGGUUCUGGAGGCCUCCAGUCUCCCAUUUUCUGCUCAUCUCGUCCCAAAAAGCUCCUCAAGUCUAGCUCUUUCCACCUUUUGAAGGAGCGCCGGGACCCCAACACACUGCCUAAAAAAAGUUAUGCUCAAGAAUAUGAGUUUGAAGACGAUGAGGAUAAAGCUGACCAGCCAGCAGACAUCCGUUUGAAUAGCCGGAGACUCCCAGACCUGUUGCCGGACUUGGUUUCCAGCUGCAGAAAGGGUGGAGCAGGAACAGGGUCACUCAGUCCUUUAAUGGGUGACAUUGACUUCUACCACUCCUCUGGAUACUCCUCUAUGGGUUCACACUCUCUUAUGCCUCAGGAAGCACCCAAGAAGAGGGGUCGAAAGCCCACUAGGCCCAAGAGAGAUGGUCCCCCAAGGCCAAGAGGUAGGCCACGCAUCCGCCCAAUGCCAGAGCCCUUCACACCCAGAGGCAUGAUGGGAGAGAUGGGCGGAACGGCAGUAGGAGGAGGGUUCAAUGUGGAGGGACGUGGCAGGGGAAGGGGCCGCGGAAGCCGAGGAAGAGGAGGAGGAAGGAGAGAGGAUAUGUACAUGGAAAUGAGCGGGAAAGAGCAGGAGCAGAUGCACCACCACCAACUCCAGCAGCAGCAGCAGCAGCAGCAGCAGCUUCAUCACCAGCCCCAGCAGCAACUGCACGAGCCGAUACCACCUCUGAAGAUCAAGUUACCGAUCGGUACCCUGUCCUCCUCCGAUGCACUGCUGAGGACGGACUCUUUGUCUGGCACAGACCCUGCUUUGUCAGACGGUUCAGUGGGCUCUGCUCCCUCACUUGGUUUAAGUCCUGGACCCCCAUGCAGCACUGAAGGCUCCAGAAACCAGGACAAGAACAAGCAUAAGAGCCACAUGAUGAGUGAGGGUGUGGAUGAAGAGGGACUAGAGGAAAGGGGUGAUGAGAAGGAUUCUGAAUCAAAGGCUGGCUUUGUUGCGUCAUUCCUGGACUUCCUCAAGACAGGGAAGAGACCUCCAGGUUUGGACAUCUCGCCUGGAAUGGAACAUGACAACGGUGAAACAUCACCUUGUAAAUCAGGUGGUCUUCGCCCUCUUUCUCCUGCACCCGCUCCUCCACCACCUCCACCUCCAUUUGGCGAAAGCGAAGGAAACGGGGGUCUGGCUCUGGGUAACUGCCCCAGCCCCAAACGCCUGGAAGACGAGCUUAAGAGGAACCUGGAGACGCUGCCCUCGUUCUCCUCUGACGAGGAGGACUCAGUCGGGAAGAACCAGGACCUCCAGAAGAGCAUCUCCUCCGCCAUUUCUGCUCUUUACGACACUCCUCAGCUCCCCUCUAACAUCCAGCCCACACUUCCUCCUCCUCAACCUCCCCAAAAUCAGCCCAACCAGUCCCCACUUACUCCUACAAUGCCUCCUACCCUUAGCCCGCAGCCUACAUUGCACACGCCACACGCCCUGCCCCUAUCCAACGAGCCUGAUGUGCUCCAGCCGGAAGAUGGGGACAUGGAGGGCAAUAAAGAGGAGGAGAAUGAGGAGGACAUAGCAGGGGAUGGAGAGAGUGAUAUGCCUGAGGAGAGAGAGCCACAGCUGGAAACACUGGGUGCCCAUGAUAUUGAUGCUUCCCUUCCAGAGAUUCCCCCAGCACCAGAAACUCCUGAACCUCCCUCCGCCCCUCCAUCACCUUCCUCAUCCUCGUCUCCUUCCCACUCUCCCCUCCCUCCCCUCUCCCUCCCCUCACCCCCGCCUCCACCAGAAGAACAACAAGAAAUCUCCCAGCCUCCGAGCCCUGUUGCUCCGACACCUCCCUCCCCUCCACCUCCCCAACCCACUACUCUCCCUCAGCCUGCCCCUGCUUCUCCCCCCCAUCCACAUCCUCCCUCUGCUCCUGCUCCAACCUCUCCUCCGCCCCCAUCUUCGGUUCAGAAGGAGUCCCCGACGCCGUCUCCGGAGUCGCCAGCCUCUCCGGAAGAGCCCCCGCCUCCCAAGAUCACCUCCCUGCACCUCGCCCAGAAGCAGGAAGACGCCGCUAUUGUUGGGGAGAGUGAGGAAGACGAGAGCGAGAGCGGAGGGGAGGGCAUCUUCAGAGAGAGGGAUGAGUUUGUGGUGCGGGUGGAGGACAUUCGAACUCUCAAGCUGGCCCUGCAGACGGGCCGUGAGCCUCCGCCCAUCUGGAGGGUGCAGAAAGCCCUCCUGCAGAAGUUCAGCCCAGAGAUCAAAGAUGGACAGAGACAGUUCUGCGCCACGAGCAAUUAUCUUGGCUACUUUGGAGAUGCUAAGAGGCGGUACCAGCGAAUCUACGUCAAGUUUCUGGAGAAUGUGAACAAGAAGGACUAUGUCAGAGUCUGCUCUCGGAGACCAUGGCGCAGAGCCACACCUGCUCUCAGGCGCCAGUCCCUCCCAAGAAUGGCAUCCCCUCCUUCCAGCCAGGCACCUGCCAAAGUAGUUGAGAAAGAGGAGAGAGUGGCUCCACCAGUCCAGCGUGAACAGAGGGAGAAAACAAGAACAUCCACCGCAGCAGCAACAAAAGAACAACGGGAGAAGAAGGAGGCUCCGGCUGCUGUUCCCAAAACUAAGGACCGGGAGAAAGAUAGGGAGCACGAGAAGGAGAGGGAGAAGAGAGUGCAGCCACAACAGGAGAAGGUGGAGAAACGUUCUGCAGCUGCAGAGCGAGGGAGAGCGAAGGAGGAGAAGGCGGUGGAGAGGAAGGAGAAGGAGAAGGCUGAGCGCCCGCCUAAGUCAAAGCCGACUAAAGUAAAGGCGGAGCCUCCACCCAAGAAGAGGAAGAAGUGGCUAAAGGAAAUACCUUCAUCGUCGGACUCUGACUCAUCUGAAGAGGCAGCCAGUGAGAAUGAAAUGCCAGUGAAAGGCGGAGUGAAUAACCGUGCCAUGAGGGAGAUGUUCAGGAGCUACGUGGAGAUGCUAGUCAGCACAGCACUGGACCCUGACAUGAUCCAAGCUCUGGAGGACACAGAUGAUGAGCUUUACCUCCCGCCGAUGAGGAAGAUUGACAGCAUCCUCAGCGAACAGAAGAGGAGGCUGUUGAGGAGAGUUGGCAUGAGCUCCCAGCAGCAGGAGGUCCUGCAUGCAUACCCUCAGAUUAUUGUGGACCCCCUUGACUCAGGAGUGGUGAGGGUGCGGUUAAGCGGGGACGCUUACAACCGAAAGACCCUCAACAGAGUGAAAAAGACCCUGCCUAAACCACAGGACCUUAAACUGUCAGCUGAUUCAUAUCGGAUCUACAGCCUGUACCACUCCCUGCAUCACUAUAAGUACCACACCUUCCUACAGUGCAAAAAGGAGACCAACACCAUCGAGCAGGCGGCCGAGGAUCCGGGCCAGGAGGAAGUGGUGCAGCAGUGCAUGGCCAACCAGAGCUGGCUGGACACACUCUUCGGCUCCUUCAUCGAGCUGCUCACGCUCAGCACCAAAGUCUGAGCCGGAUGGGAAAAAAAAAAAAGAGAGACAACAAAUUUAAAGCAAGAGGAUUUAAAAAAGAAAAAGAAAAUCCAAAAAUGGAAAAAGAUGGAUCCCUCUGUACAGCCCCCCUACCUGAUCUUCAGAUCUCUGAGAUCUGAGGAUGAAUUUUUAAGGCCCUUGACGAACACAAAGGGGUCUGUUCAUGUGACCUCGGACACUGGCCUCUGUUCUUUUUCUUGUUGUUGAUCAAUGACUAAAGAGUCGUCGUACUUUGUGAGGAGGGGGGACCCCACCCUACUGGAUCAGGGGUCGCUGGCGGGUCAAGAGGGAAUAGAAAAAAGUUGUCGAAAAGGGAGCGAAGGACAAAGAUGAGGAGCCGAAAAUGCCAAGUCAACAGAGGAUACAUCUUGUUAACCGUGUGUCAUAAAGACGGUAGUUCAAAGAGAAACUAUUACCACUUAGUUUUUACAUAAAUUAUUUUUUGAAGACUAACAUCAGCUGUCGGCUUUUGAAAAGAGUGGAAGAGGGUGAGAAUGCUUUUUAAACUGCGUGUAGAGUGUGCCGUGAGCAGCGUGAACAUGGACUUGUCCAGGAUAGAAAUGUGAUAAUAAACGCUCUCUCUCUCUCUCUCUCUCUCUCUCUCAUCCUGUGCUAUGUGAAGGGCAGCUCCAGUCCGCUGUGUGAUAAUAUAUAAACACAUUUUUAUUAUUUAUAUGAGGAGGUUUUUAACUUAACUCUCACAAGCGCUGGGAUUGCUGCCCAAACAUUUGAAAUACCUUUAAUUUUCUACAGCUUCAGUAUACCGUCGUAACCCACAUAUCCAAGCCGUCUUCCCCUCUAUACAAAACAGAACACAUGCUGAGACAGAAAUACUGGGUGUAGUACAGUGGGUGUAAAUAAUAAAAAUAGGAAGAAAAGAAAAAAAGAAGAGGAGGAGCAGAUCUAUUUGAAACUUAACAUUGUCGUGCUUCAGUUCAAUCAUCAGUCAUGCAGGUGCAAAGAAAAGAAGUAAACUAUCCAUUUCCCAUGUGGGAAGAAGGAGUAUAAAUAAGUAAUAUUUAAAGAGGAAAUAGUUCAUUUCAUUUUUAUCAUUUUGAUGUUGUGAUACUAUGACUUAUUUUGAAAACAAUCUAAUUUUCCAUAAAAGGAAAAAAAAGGCGUGUAAAUAUUGUACAGUUCUUGAUGAAAUUCUUUGUCCUUCUGUACAUUAACUCUCCUGUAUUUGAGAAACAAAUAAAAUCUGCAACGAACAAA